This is a messenger RNA of Macrosiphum euphorbiae (potato aphid), 1368 nucleotides long. The record is from the annotation of a GenBank genome assembly. Lineage: Eukaryota; Metazoa; Arthropoda; Insecta; Hemiptera; Aphididae.
AUGAUAUGUUAUUUGUUAUACUAUUGGAUCUGUGUCAAAAAGUGUGGUGCUACAUUUCGAACAAUUAUUAAAAACAAUGAACAUAUUAAAGAUGAAUCGUGUACAUUAAUGGAUCAUUCACAUGCACCAAAUCCUAUAAAAAAUGAAUGUAAAAUAAUUAAAAAUAAAAUCAAAACUGCUGCAUUGCAAUCUCAAGAUAAUCCACACAAAAUUUACCAGGAGCAAAUAAUUGGAGUUCCUUCUGUCGUCUCUUCACAAAUUUGCAAAAAUGCAUCAAAACAACUUAUUAAAAGACAGAGAAAAGGUAAAUUAAUUGAACCAUCUUGUGUUGAACAUUUUAACCCUCCUAUUGAAUUAAAAAAAACAAUUUCUGGUCAAGAAUUUUUAAUCAAGGACAUUUACGAUGACAACAAUAGAAUUAUUAUUUUUACAACAUUUCAAAAUUGUUUGUAUUUAAGAGGAUCAGAGUUUUGGCUUGCAGAUGGAACAUAUAAGUCUUGUCCUAGUUUCUUUAAGCAAUUGUACACAAUUCAUGGAUCUAUUAAGAGAGGAAACGACCAGAUAUGUUUACCAUUAGUAUUUGCCCUUAUGAAAAAUCAAACUGAAAAUUCGUAUAAACUUAUGUUUACAGCACUUAAUUAUUUUGCUAUUGAACAUCGUAUUAAUUUUAAAGAUAAUACGGAUCUUGAAAUUAUUACUGAUUUUGAAAUUGCUGCUAUUAAUGCCAUCAAUGAUAUUUUUCCAUUUGCAAUGCAUUCUGCGUGUUUUUUUCACUUUUCGCAAAAUAUUUAUCGUCACAUACAAAAGGAAGGAUUAACGACCAAGUAUAUGGAAGAUCAAAACUUCAACUUACUUUGUCGACAUUUACCAGCAUUGGCUUUCCUUCCGGUUUCCAAAGUCAAUGAAAGUUGGAAACUGCUUAAAACUGAAUUUUCGAAUGAUGAAAGGGUACAAAAAUUAAUAGAUUACUUCGAAACAACAUAUGUUAUUGGUAAAUCAGUGAGACUCCGCGGGCGAAAUCCACAAGUAAAACCCCCGUUAUAUCCACCAGAAAUAUGGUCAGUAGCUCAACGAGUUGAAUAUGAAUUGCCACGCACUACUAAUAUCACUGAAUCUUGGCAUAGUCGUUUAAAUAGGUUGAUAUCGAAACAUCCAGGUGCUUAUAAAUUCAUAACACUUCUUCAAAAAAUGCAGAACGAGAACGAAAGUUUAAUUGAACAAUUUAUUCAAGGCAGAAUUGCAAAAAAAAUAAAGGUAUCCCGACAACAACAUGAAGAUAGAAUUAAAAAUUUAGUUUUAAGAUUUAAAAAUAGUAAUCAAAAUAACAUUGAGUUUUUAAGAGGCAUUGCGUACAAUUUAAACUUUUAA